CCAGUCAAACCAGUUUGAGAAAAUCUCAGCAGUUUCUCUUUGUGACGAGACGAAGAUAAAGCGUAAAGAACACAUUUUGUGCAGCUGUAAUCUGUAGGAGGACAGAUAACCUCCAAAAUGAGUGUCUCUGGAAAACAGGACACAAAGAAAGACGAGAGACUGAGAACAGACUCGCUGGAACCCAGACGUUUUUUGAUGAAGAGUGAUUCGAUGGGAUUUCUGACAAACUUCAGAGAUGGAGACUGUUCUGCUGAUCUGAGUACACCAAGGACAACUGAGAGCUUAAAAAUCACCUGCAAAAAGCAGCUGGAUUUAAUAUUCAAGGAUCUUGAGCACAAAGUCAUCACUCUGUUGAAGAAUGAAUUAAAAAGGUUUAAGAAGCUCCUGAGUCCAGAUUACCCAGCAUGCACUGAGAGGGAGGUGGAGGAAGAGGAGGUUCAUCACAGUGUGAGAGAGGGAGCGCUGAAGAUCACACUGCACGUCCUGAAGAACAUGAACCACACAGAUCUCGCUAACACACUGCACAACAAGUUUGGGCUGCUCUCUGUGUAUCAGGACAAACACAAAUCCAAACUUGUGGAGAAGUGUAAAAGAAUUAAUGAAGGAAUCUCACAGCAUGGAAGCUCAGCUCUUCUGAAUGAGAUCUACACAGAGCUCUACAUCACAGAGGGAGGAAGUGGAGACGUCAAUAAUGAACAUGAGGUGAGACAGAUUGAGACAGCGUCCAGGAGACCAGCAACACAGGAGACACCCAUCAAAUGUAAUGACCUCUUUAAAGACAAGUCCAUCAGAACGGUGCUGACUAAAGGAGUAGCUGGAAUUGGAAAAACAGUCUCUGUGCAGAAGUUCAUUCUGGACUGGGCUGAAGGAAAAGCGAAUCAGGACGUCUUCUUCAUGUUUCCACUUCCCUUUAGGGAGCUGAAUCUGAUGAAGGAGAAAAACUUCAGUCUGAUGAAUCUUCUUCAUCACUUCUUCCCAGAAAUGAAAGAAUUACACUUAAUAGACUGUGACUCCUACAAAGUGGUGUUGAUCUUUGAUGGUCUGGAUGAAUGUCGACUUCCUCUAAAUUUCCAGACCAAUGAGAGAUUGUGUGAUGUGACAGAGUCAGCCUCAGUGGAUGUGCUGCUGACAAACCUCAUCAAGGGGAAUCUGCUUCCCUCUGCUCUCCUCUGGAUAACCUCUCGACCAGGAGCGGCCAAUCAGAUCCCUCCUGAGUGUGUAGACCAGGUAACAGAGGUACGAGGGUUCAGUGAUCCUCAGAAAGAGGAGUACUUCAGGAAGAGGAUAAAUAAUCAGAGACUAGCCAAUAAAAUCAUAAGACACAUGAAGUCUUCAAGAAGCCUCUACAUCAUGUGCCACAUCCCAGUCUUCUGCUGGAUCUCAGCCACUGUUCUAGAGAGAAUGUUGGAUGAAGCAGAGAGUGGAGAGAUCCCCAAGACUCUGACUCAAAUGUUCACACACUUCCUGAUCUUUCAGAUCAAACACAAGGACCAAAAGUACCAUCAGAAAUGUGACCCUGAUCCUCAGCAGACCAGAGAGAGUAUCAUGGCACUGGGAAAACUGGCUUUCCAACAGCUGGAGAAAGGAAACCUGAUCUUCUAUGAGGAAGACCUGAGUGAGUGUGGCAUUGAUGUCAGAGAAGUGUCAGUGUACUCAGGAAUGUGUACCCAAAUCUUCAGAGAGGAGUUUGGGCUUCACCUGGGGAAGGUGUUCAGCUUUGUGCAUCUGAGCGUUCAGGAGUUUCUGGCUGCUUUAUACACAUUCCUCUCCUUUGUCUUGAAAAAUAAAAAUCUUCUAAGGGAUCAAAACACUGGAAAGUUACCUCUCUUAAGAAAGCAACCCAUGUCUGCAUUCCUGAAGAGUGCAGUGGAUAAGGCCAUACAGAGUGAGAAUGGACACCUGGACCUGUUCCUCCGCUUCCUUCUGGGUCUCUCACUGGAGUCCAAUCAGACUCUCUUACGAGACCUACUGCCUCAGACAGGAAGCAGCUCUCACAGCAAAGAGGAAACAAUCAAGUACAUCAAGGAGAAGAUCAGAAAGAAUCCAUUACCAGAGAAAUCCAUCAAUCUGUUCCAGUGUCUGAAUGAACUGAAUGACUAUUCUCUAGAACAGGAAGUCCAAACUUACCUGAACAGAGGAGGUAACAGUCGUCUCAGUGGAACCAGACUCUCUCCUGCUCAGUGGUCAGCUCUGGUGUUUCUGAUGCUAAACUCAGAACAAGAGCUGGAUGAGUUUGAUUUGAAGAAAUUUGAUAGAUCUGAGGAAUGUCUUUUGAAGCUGCUGCUAGUGGUAAAAGCAUCUAGGAAAGCCUUACUGUUUGGGUGUAAUCUGACAGAGGAAAGCUGUAGAGUUCUGUCCACAGUUCUCAGCUCAAACUCCUCCAGUCUGAGAGAACUGGACCUGAGUAACAAUAAACUGCAGGAUUCAGGAGUGAAGCUGCUCUCUGCUGGACUGGAGACUCCACAAUGUAAACUGGAGAUACUGAGGCUGUGUGAGUGUAAUCUCACAGAGGAAAGCUGUAGAGUUCUGUCCUCAGUUCUCAGCUCAAACUCCUCCAGUCUGAGAGAACUGGACCUGAGUGUCAAUAACCUGCAGGAUUCAGGAGUGAAGCUGCUCUCUGCUGGACUGGAGAAUCCACACUGUACACUGGAGACACUGAGGUUAUAUCAGUGCAAUUUUAAAGGUGAAGGUUGUGCUGCUCUAGCAUCAGCUCUGAAAACAAACUCCUCAUCACACCUGAGAGAACUGAAUGUGAGCAGAAAUAAUCCAGGAGAAUCAGGAGUGAAGCUGCUCUCUGAUCUACUGAAGGAUCCACACUGUACACUGGAGACACUACAGAUCGAAACGUAACCACAUGGUGGUUAUGGCUGUGCUGUGCAAUAAAACUGAGAUGUUGUGCUGUGAGACUGUGUUGCUUUGGCAGCACCAACUUUCCGGUUGUUAAACCUUCAGAAUGGACUUUUUUUGGUUAUCCUGAAUGCUCUAACCUAUUAAACCUAAAUAAGCAAACAUUUUAUUUAUACUUUUUCACUUGACAUACACACAUAAGACAUGUUUAAUAUGUAAUGAAUAAAAACAUCAGGGAUUGUGCUAUUACAGGAAACUAAUCAAUGAUGUGGUGCAUCCUGAUGCGAAGCCGUUACUGUUACCACCCUGAAGUUGAUUAUUUUCCUAUAACAGCAUGUUUAAUAUUUAAUAAAUAAUAAUGUUUAACAUCUAAUGUUGUGGAACAUUGGUGAAACAAGAUAAUUCCCAUUCUCACUUACGUUAUAGCAACUAUAAAAUAAACGUUACUGAGAAACCGCAAAGAAGCUUAAACUCAUAAAACUUACAGUUACAGCUUUACCUCUCACUGUUACAAAGCGCUGACACUGGAGACUCCUUCCAUACAUGUUAAAUAAAUAUGUCUACACAAAUCAAGAAUUACACACGUUUUUUAAAUGGAGACUGGUGCAUGAGUUAAACCUGUUUGUUAUUUUCCUACUAAAAUUAUUUUAUUUCAUCCUUUAUGCGAGUAUUUAUGUGUGUGACUGAUUAAUGCAAAUAUUAUAUAUAAAAUGUAUAUCAUUUGUUUAUCUGUGUAUAUAUCUGUGUGUAUAUAUUUGUGAGUGUGUGUCAGUAUCCACAUCAUGCUAGAGUUUUAAUAAUUUAUUCAGAUUUUAUCACAUUCAUUUAGCGUUGUUUGUUCUAUUCCUGCAGGUAAUAUCUGUACACUGAAUAUUAAUAUUGUAAUUCUUGGUAAAACUUUAAUUUAAGGUUUGAUGUGACUGGUUCAAUAUUUCUAAUAUAAUUCUAAUACUCUUUAACAACAUAGUGUCAUAAUUAACAUCAUAAGGAAACAAAUAUGAAUUUAUUGCCAUUUUCUGUCUGUAAACUGUAACAAAUAUUUUCAGUAAAUAAAUAUUGAAUAAAAACUGAGAUUAUUGAAUGAAACCUAAUUAUUUAUUAUUAUUUAAAAGCAAAGCUGGUUAAAAAAAACUGAAAUGUGAGAAUAUGAAUGUGAGUGAAAUACAUUAUA
Molecule: messenger RNA, 4018 nt
Organism: Pangasianodon hypophthalmus (striped catfish)
Lineage: Eukaryota; Metazoa; Chordata; Actinopteri; Siluriformes; Pangasiidae
Product: NACHT, LRR and PYD domains-containing protein 3-like
Exons: 10
Coding region: 118-2850 (910 amino acids)
Molecular function (GO): protein binding
Source: RefSeq, a predicted model, not a curated record